CUUUCAACUCUGUGUCGUCUACGUACUUCGUGAGGUAUCUUCAGAGCUGCGAGUCCAGGAGAGACGAGUAGGCGUUGUUAUUGAAUCCAAUACUCCUAGAGGUGCCACCGAUAUACGGUAGACUGGGUGCGUUUUAGGGUUCCGUGGAGUGGAGGUGGGGGAAAGCAGGCUCGAACGAGUCAGGAUGAGGGUGUCACGGGCGAGAAUCGCCGUCCGCCGUCGAUUUAAUACCUGGGGAAUUGUCCCCGUUUUUGUUUGCCUCGUUGCAUCGGAAGCGCUGCUCCUGGCCUCAGCCCACAGCGGCGGCGCUGUUGCCGACGACGGCGCGUAUGGAUCGCUAUUCGCCACGGCCAACAUCCCACGGCGCUUCCUAGGUAGCACCGGCGAUGGCGGCCCGCUGGCGAGCGUGCCGGUGCUGGCGGCGCUAGUCGCGGUCGCGGUGUUCCUGGUGAUCGCGGCGCUCAUCAUCGCGCGGAGCGUGUGCGCGCCGCGGAAGGCGGAGAGCGCGGAGAAGCGAAAGGCGCAGAAGCUCGUGCUGCUGCCGGUGCUGCAAGCCACGUCCGACUUCAACGCCGCGCUCAAGGUGGGGUCGGGCGACUUCGGCGAGGCGUACGCGUGCGUGGGGCCGAGCGGCGAGGACUGGCUGGUGGUGCGGGGCACGUCGUCCGCUGAGAACGGCCGCGCGUUCAGACGCGAGUUGGAGCGCCUGAGCGACGUCGCCCACCCGGCCAUCUCCCAACUACUAGGCUGGUGCGACGACCGGCGCGAGCGGCUGCUCAUCUACGGCAUGCGCGAGGGCGUCACUCUGGCGGAGCGGCUGCGCCUGCAGCGCGAGGAGAGCGCGGAGGAGGGCGCGGAGUUCGGGCGCGCGCUGACGUUCCUGGAGCGCCUGGACGCGGCGAUUGCCGUGGCGGGCGCGCUGGCGUUCAUGCACCACGAGUGCCAGCCGCCGCUGCUGCACCGCGAAGUCUGCUCCUCCAACGUGCUGCUCCUGCCAGGGUCCCCUGCGGCCAUGCUCACCAGCGUCGGGCUCAUCAAGGGCCUCCCCUUGGCCCCCACGGCGCGGCGUGUGCGCAACAGCGCGGGGUACCUGGACCCCGACUACUUCCACAACCUGCGUGCCACGGCCGCCACCGACGUCUACUCCUUCGGCGUGGUGCUGCUGGAGCUGCUCACCGGGCAGCUCGCCGAGUCCGAAGACUCCAAAAAGAAGACCCGCAAGUCGUACAUCAACAUCCAGUGGGCGGUGCGCCAUAUCAACGCCGCGGACGUAACGGCGGUGGUGGACCCCCGGAUGGACCACGGAGUUCCCGAGGCCGCCCUCAAGCGGUUUGCGUCAGUGGCGGUGCUGUGCGUGGCGCGGCACUCGCGCAAGCGCCCGGACUCGGCGUCCGUGCUCCGGUUCCUCAGCGAGAUCCGCGCAGACCUGUCCCCGUCCUUCCUCUCCUCCGCUGCUGCCGCCGCUGCGUCUUCCAUCUCCCGCUCCGCCUCGACCUCUCCCUCCCCUUCUGCUCCUGGCAUCUUGGGCGUCUCUGCGCUCUCUGCUGCUUCUGGUGCUGCCUCCAUGUCAGGGCCCGUCCGCGGAAAGCCGGUCUCGAUAGUGGAUAUAGGCGGGGAUGACUACGCGGACGAGUCUCGCCUAGAAGUGGCACCUCUAUACGAGUCCCAGUUUACAUACUAUGACUUGGUGGCGGCGACCAAGGGGUUCAGCAAGGGGAGGUGGAUGCGGAGUAGCUACCUGGGGGAGGUGUAUCAGGGGACGCUGGGGGCGGGCGUGGACGUGAUGGUGGUGCGGCAGACAGGGGGCGGCGAGGCGUGGGUGAACCAGACGGUGGCUGGCGCCAAGGCUCUGGCGAAGGUGCACCACCCGGACCUGGUGACGAUGCUGGGGAGCAGCAUCGGGCCCGACUACUGCUUGCUCGUGUUCAACUACAUCCCCUUCCCCUCGCUCUCGCACCUCCUGCACACCGACGACGAGGCGGUGCCCGUGCUGCCCUGGGAGGUGCGAGUGCGCGUGGUGGAGGGCGUGGCGGAGGGGCUGCUGCACCUGCACUCGUUCUGCCACCCGCCCAUCGUGCACGGCCGCGUGUGCACGCGCACUGUGCUAAUGGACCGCCACGUGUCGCCCAAGCUCUGUGACUUUGGCAUGCCGCACUUCAGCCUGCAGAAUGCUGCUGCUGCUGCUGCUGCUGUUGCUGGGAGGAAUGGGAGCGGGGGCAGCCCGCCAUCAGACGGGAGCAAGUCAGCAGAUGACAAGUACCUUAAUGCCUACACUGCCCCUGAGCUCCUCUCCUCCUCCCCCACCAAGCAACGCAGCCCCUUCGCCUCCUCCUCCCCUGCCGCCUCCGCUACAUCUGCCGCUACAGCCGCCGCUGCUGCAGACGGCAAGGGCAGUUGGAGCACGGAGGCUGCAGACGUGUUUGCGUACGGUGUGGUGCUGUUUGAGGUGAUCUCGGGGCAGCAGGCUCACGACCCUCGGCGCCUGCCAGCCUCACUUGUCGACUGGGCGCGGCAGAAGCUGUGGGUGGGGCGGGACAACCUGGCAGCACUGGUGGACCCGCGACUCGCAGACGAGUUCGACCCACAAGAGGUGGAGGGGCUGGCAGAGCUGGCUCUACGGUGCACACAGUCAAACCCGGCCAAGAGACCCACCAUGGAGCAGGUGGUGGAGACGCUAGGUUCCCUCAUGCCAUAGCAUGUACCAGUAUGUAUUGUAUGUGGUGGGUGCACAUUGUUGUAUUGUGUCGUGGCGAUGGUGACAUAUUACGGUAUCUAUAUGGGGCCUUGGGAGUCCCCUCAAUAAAACCCGCAAUCGAGUUGAGUUGUGCAUGUUAUUGUAUUCUUAUUCAAUAAUGGGGAUGUUGGAUGCUUGUGAGUGUUUGAUUUUGGCACUUCAUAAUGCUGCAAGCUGUACACAAGUUUGUAUCGAUAAAAUCGAGGGAAUCUG
Closterium sp. NIES-67 is the source of this 2947-nucleotide messenger RNA. NCBI's taxonomy places the organism in Eukaryota, Viridiplantae, Streptophyta, Zygnematophyceae, Desmidiales, Closteriaceae. The record is from the annotation of a GenBank genome assembly.